AUGGACGAUAACUUGGAAGUUAACGUUGCUGAUGACAAUGACAGGAAAUCUUUGAAAGAGGCAUGGUUUUCAAUGUUGAAACGUUUCAAAACACAAAAUGCGGGUGUUGAGGUAAAUCCAAAUGGACGUACAAAAGGCAACGAUACCCACAGAGAACAUUUUAGAACAAAGAAACAGACUGCAGUAAAUAAUUCUCUUCCACCUCCAGUUGUCACCAAGUAUAAAAAUGUUUGGCCAAUAACAAUAAACUUUAAUGAUGGUGAUAAGCUUGUCGUCGGUACUCUCUCUUGUAAUGUUCUUGUCACUUCGUCCAUUCGCAUAGACAGAGUAGAAACACCAGUAGUAGGAGCAACCAUGCAUAUGAACUUAAGUCAACACUCUGACUCUUUAUCUAUAAGCAUAUAUCUUGACAAGAAGUCGGUUGAACUUGCGUUGAACAUUGCUAAAAAUGAUAAAUACAAACAAUUAAAUGCAUUUUUUGAUGAUGGUUCAACAUAUUACCUUUGUCGUUAUUCAGGACCCUUAACACAAAGUCAUACUUGUCAUCCUUAUUCUGUAUUUACGUUGUUCGAUUCCGACAUGGGCAGAAGCUCUGCGUCGAACAUAUUUGGUGUUAUUGCAAUUGAAGUCUUGAAGAAAGGUAAUGAAGCUCAAUUGAAUAAAGAUGUGGUGUCAGAGUCUCUAGAGAACUGCAACAAUGAAAGUAUCAGCAAGGUCCGGGAAGAAGUAUUAUUGUUGUUCAAUACUAGUGGGUUGUCGAUCCCCAUUCUUGGAAAUAGCGUAUUGAACAAACAUUUACAAAAUCUUGCGAUAUUAUUACACCCCUAUCUUACUACAGCAAAUAAAUCUGUCCAAAGUGCAAUAUUACAAACUUUUAAAUACCUCGAUUAA
Cokeromyces recurvatus is the source of this 891-nucleotide messenger RNA. RefSeq lists its product as uncharacterized. The record is from RefSeq and is a predicted model, not a curated record. The transcript has 4 exons. The coding region runs from base 1 to 891 and encodes 296 amino acids. Lineage: Eukaryota; Fungi; Mucoromycota; Mucoromycetes; Mucorales; Mucoraceae.